Daphnia magna is the source of this 1868-nucleotide messenger RNA. RefSeq lists its product as uncharacterized. The coding region runs from base 47 to 1777 and encodes 576 amino acids. The record is from RefSeq and is a predicted model, not a curated record. Lineage: Eukaryota; Metazoa; Arthropoda; Branchiopoda; Diplostraca; Daphniidae. The transcript has 10 exons.
GCGUGGUCGCUAGGUCUUCUGCUCUCGACGAGAACGAAACCUUUCAAUGUCUCAUUUGAUAGUGGAAAUUCCAAAAAUAUUACCCGAAAAGGGUAACUGGAUAUUUGUGGCUGCCGAAAAUUGGAUAGAAAACGAUUUUCUGUAUUUACCAGACAAAUCUUACUCGGUUGCCUACAAAACCCAACUUUUAAAGGGUGGGAUGCCACCCGAUGUGAAGAAAUGGGACAGUCAUCCAUGUUACAAAAUAUUGGGAACUUUUAGCACAUAUGAUGAAGCUAGGAGUAACCUUCCACGAGUAGAAUCUGGUCUUCCCAUUUUAAAUGAUUUUAAUACAGGCAGAGGCCAACGGGAAAAGAAAAUGAGAAAGUUGAACUUGCCAGGUGAAUCUAUAACGGAAGUUGAAAGUGAAGAAGAAUUGGGAAGUCAAUCGACUAGAAAAGCAGGUCAAUCCUCAAAGAAAAAAUCUCCAAAGAAACCCAGCAUUGUUAGGCCUACAACUAUUCUCCCUAAACCACCAGCUGGACUACGUGUCUCCAAAGGAAAAACCCUCAAAGAAGUGCAACACAAAGAAGUUUGUGAAGAGAAAGCAAGUAAUGUACAGCAAUUGAAACCUGUCAAUGCUAGCACUAUACAUCUCUCUACUUCUGAAGAAGGUUCAUCGUGCAAUGUAGAUCUUACAAUUCAGCCACCUACGCAGCCUGAAGGCACCAUCUGUCGCUUAGAUACUGCGGUAGCAGACGAUUCAUACGGAACACAGCACUUUGAAAAUUUACAUCCGUUCUCAUAUCAAAAUGCUGGUGGUCAUUACAAUUGGGGUAUGCCAUCGUAUUGGAACGGUAAUUCUCAGCAAAUGAAUUCUUUUUAUUCGUUGCCGCCUAUACAAUCUCCUUCGUCUGUGCUAUGUGAACUUGGAAGCAAGCAUAUUGUCGCUGAUAGCAAUAGAGGCACAUCGAGUUCUGCAGAAUAUUCCUCUUAUCCGAUUCCUACACCAUCUCCGUCACCUGACCUAUGCCAAUCUGGAAACAGUGGGGCAGUGCAACAGAUAUAUCGACACCCAUCUAUGAAAAGAAACCUUCCUGUUAUGCCUGAUAUUGAAGAUUCUCUUGUUGGCGUUCCGGAGAAAACUAGUCGUGUGAAAGGGGCUUCUGGAAACGAAGAUUUCAUCUCAGCGUUAGCGAAAAUCAAUGAUAAAUUAAAUGUGAUCGAAAAAUCUAUCAAGCCAGUAAGUGACGAUGAAGCUGCGGAAAUUCAGGAAGACAUUGAUUCUCUUCCUUUGAAGAGUUUAGAGCAAUUACAUUCUUUUGAAAAAGUAUUAACAACAGAUAAGAACAUUUACAAGAAGCUCGUAUCCCGUAUUCGUCUUUUGGGUAAGAAGAAUUCCAAAAACAGCGAGAGUGACUACGUCAGAAGAGCUUGGAACACUGUUUUUUCCGAUUCACUUUCCAAGGAUGUAAAUUGGUUAGGUAGACGAGAUAGAAGAGUCAACAAUGGAUCAGGAAAAACAGGAAUCAGUUCGUGCACUAUCACGAAGGCAGUUGAAGAUGGUAUUCGUUCAAACAAAAGUUUUUGGAAAUGGAACACGAAUCUUUCAUUCGAGAAACCAAACUUCAUCUGCGCAAUGCAAAAUCUCGGUUCUGUUCGGCAGAAAUCAACGCACAGCAGGCAAAUGAUGCUUGUGAUUCCAAUUAAAAAGUAUAUAGAAGACAAUGAUCAACAUGCAUCAGGCUUCGAUCUCAAGAUCAUCAUCACUCAUGUUCAACAUAGACAUUUACAUUAAGAAAAUUUGUGGAUAAAUCCUUUUUCGUUCGCGUUGUAAUGUGUGAUCUUUUUUGUAGCUGUCUCACAGCAAGUCCAUACAAGGAAUAUAU